Molecule: messenger RNA, 2758 nt
Organism: Lepisosteus oculatus (spotted gar)
Lineage: Eukaryota; Metazoa; Chordata; Actinopteri; Semionotiformes; Lepisosteidae
Gene: bnip3
Product: BCL2 interacting protein 3
Biological process (GO): mitochondrial outer membrane permeabilization; positive regulation of apoptotic process
Cellular component (GO): endoplasmic reticulum; nucleus; mitochondrial outer membrane
Source: RefSeq, a predicted model, not a curated record
UCAACAAUACAUUGCGUCACUGUGUUUUUGUGGGGGUCUGGUUCUUGAUAUAUGCUUGUUACCCAGACCAAACAGACGCCAAUUUGUAUGAAAGUAGCGCAGGUGUAGCGUUAAUUUAGCAGUACAGCUUGUGCACCACCUUUGUUGAUAGAGGUGACAAGAAACAUGUCGACAGAGAAGCAAAGUAACCAGGACGAAAAUUUGCAGGGUUCUUGGGUGGAGCUGCACUUUAAUAAUAAUGGAAAUGGGAGUGUUACACAAAAUGGAGGGCAGGACCAGGUGCCAGCUUCGAUUCACAAUGGAGACAUCGAAAACAUGCUUCUAGAUGCACAGCAUGAAUCUGGCAGAAGUAGCUCCAGAGGAAGCUCUCAUUGUGACAGUCCUCCACGGUCUCAGACUCCCCUUCAUCUCCGGAGAGGGUCUGAGGUGCACAGCAGUGGAGAGAAAAACAGCUCUCAGUCUGAAGAGGAUUACCUUGAAAGAAGAAGAGAAGUAGAAAAUAUAAUGAAGAAAAAUGCUGACUGGAUCUGGGACUGGUCAAGUCGACCAGAAAACGCUCCACCAAAGGAAUUCCUGUUUAAGCACCCUAAACGGUCUGCCACACUUAGUAUGAGGAACACGAGUGUAAUGAAGAAGGGGGGAAUAUUUUCAGCAGAGUUUCUGAAAGUUUUCCUGCCAUCCUUGUUUCUCUCUCACAUACUCGCCGUGGGUCUUGGGAUCUACAUUGGAAGGCGUCUAACAACCUCUACAAGCACCUUCUAAUAAGAUACUGCAAGACUUCUGUCAUCGUUACCAUUAAAAACAUGGCAUGCCUCAGUGUGUUGCUUUGUAGAUGCAGGUAAAAAGAAAACCUAGUGACUUGCUUUAUCGUAUUUUCUGAGUGCUGCACCGCUUCUGUCUCUUAUGGAUACCAUUUGCUAAAUUCAGGAAGCUGUUUUGAAUCACAAAAGCCAGAAAGUAAUUGUCAAUUGCCAUGAUUUUACAUAAAACAAAUAUGUAUUUUUUUCAGCAGAUUUCAAAACUGAUAUAAAAAAUCUUAGUGUUUUAGCAAGAAUAAGAUUCAUUACUGUUAAGCACAAAGGUAUUGGGCAGCAGAAGGGGGUAAUUGUCAGGGCUCAGGACUCAUAACUGGAAGUUAUCCCAGCUAGUGCACUAUUAUUGUACCCCUGAACAAGAUACAUCACAUAGAUUGCUUCAGUAGAGUGCAAUGCUGUAUAAAUAUAAAUUGCUUUGGGAAAAAGCAUCAUCCAAAUAAAUUUAAUUAUAUUAAUAAUACCAGUUUUAUCUGAUUUUAAGAUGAACAGUUAUAACUGUGAUAAUUUCUGAUGUUUAAACAUAGGGAAAAAGUAAAGGAAAAAAUAAACUGAUGGAAAUUGAGCUAUUUGUUGGAGGAAAAUUAAAACUUUUCUCUGAAAACAAUGUUCCUAAAUUCAUGUUUUUAGAUUGAUAUUAAAAUAUAGAGAACCUGUUUUCUUGAAAGAUAUAAGGACUCAGUUUUCUAUUGUAACUGACUACAGUAAUGUUACAAAAUAAGAGAUUUAAAGAAAGCGAUACAUUCUGUAUUCUUUUGUAUUGUUCCAGUAGUACCAUAGUCUAAGAUUUGUACGUUAUAUCAGACUGGUUACAUAAAACUGGAAGUAUUUGUAGUUUCCUGCUUUUCUUCUGAAUGUAAAUAUCAUAGGACUAACACCUUGAGAGACAUGGAAAAAAGACCAUAUGGCCACUAUGUGUAAUGUCAAUCGUUUUAAAGUCAACAUCAUUUUACAGCAAAUAGAUAGUAUUGCUAAGAAAAAGUAAUUUAUAUGCAGGAGAUAGAAUAGUGGGAUAAGUCUUUUUUGGUUAUUGACUAAUUCUGUGUAAAACUUUUAAGCAUAUUGUGUUUUGGCCAAAAGGUAAUCUUAAAAGCUAAAUAUGUCUUGCAAAUGAACCACAAAACAGUGGUUCAUGUUUUUGAAACACAAGUUUUUGAUGCUUUCAUGUUUAUGCUUUAACUUUAAGGUUAAAUGUUUUGAUUGCAUUUUUAAUUAAACACUUCAAAACCAAAGGUAUAGAAGUAAAAAUAGCAUUUUAUGUGAAUACCUGCAGAAAAAAAUAAAAAGCCUAUCAUAAUAAAUGAAUGCCUUUAAAAACAAUGGAGUAACUAAUGUCCAGGCAUUAGUUUCAUCUCUGAGUAAUCCAUAUCUGCAUUCAAAAUAAUCAUUUGUAUCAGGAUCCCCAUGGUGGUCAAGGCCAAGCUACCAGACACUUGUGUUUUUGUGUCUGCUGUGUCUUGUGUUUUGGCUGUUGUUAACACAUUAGCAUCAUUGGUUAGUUUUUGUUUUAGCAAAUUGCAGUUUUAAAGAGCUGUUAUGCUUUCUGCACUAAAUGUGGAAAAAGUUAGUAGUACAGGACAGUAUGCACUUUCGGUUGAAAAUAUUUCUCCAAAGACUAAUAAUAGAUUCAUCUGUGACCAGAAAUGUUUGUUUUAUUUAUGCUUUGUGUUUGACUAAUAGAAAUUGUAUUUAUGUUGUUGGUGUUGUUCUAAAGAUAGCCUUAUGUAGUAAUCAAUGCCAGUUAUGCAGUGAGAUUGUUGGACCUGACUUUUAAAAAUGACAGGAAUCAACCUAUUUGUCCUGUGUUUUGGGGUUUUAACUAAAACCAGCUGCAUAUGCAGAUGUUUUGACUGUUAAUAUAUGGUGAUGGCACAAAACUUCUUAAAAUCCAGUGUAUUUAAUGCAUGUUUUGUUUUAGAAGAUGAAUAAAAAUUUCUGAUGACUAA